AUGGCAUUAGCGGAGUCCUUCCUUCGGAGGGUCCACAAGCUGGGUAUCAUCCCCAAGGUGGUGAAGGUUCUUCCGAUAAUAUCCUUCUGUUUUGCAAUUGCAAGUGUGGCAUGGCUUUUGGUGCUUCCUCAAGAUGGGCAGUUCAGAAACACGUAUAUCUCAGAAAAUGCAUUGAUGCCUGGACAGGUCACAUCGUACUUCCGUGAGAGUGAGUGGAAUAUUGUUCGCGGAUACAGAACGGAAACGAAGAAAUGGGAUUACCAGGAGUCGGCAAAUAGCAACCCCAUGCUCGAGUCGUGGCUCACAGACCUUGGUCUAAAGGUAGCAUCCUUUGAAGAUGAAAAGACCAAUAGCUCCACCUUAUAUGCUGUGAUGCACGCUCCUCGUGGUGAUAACACAGAAGCUGUCGUGCUUGUUACCCCUUACAUCACGUCAACUAACGAAGACAACAUUGGUGGGUUCGCUAUUGCACCAGCAUUGGCGCGUUACUUUGGCAGAAUGUCCAUAUGGUCGAAGAAUGUCAUUUUUGUCUUUCCGAAAGAUGGCCAUGCAUCCUUAAGAUCCUGGGUUGAGGCGUACCACACAUCCUUGGAUCUUACUGCCGGAUCCGUGGAAGCUGCCAUUGUGUUGGAAUAUCCUAAGGAUAGUGACAAUUUCGACCACAUGCAACUCUUCUACGAGGGCCUCAAUGGCCAGCUUCCCAACUUGGAUUUAAUUAACACAAUCACCACAAUUGCCCGUAAUGAAAACAUGCAUGUUGGUAUCCAAGGUACUCCGGGAGAGGAACUCACAAGAAGAGACUACUGGUCAAGAUUGAGAACGCUCACCAGGGGAAUACUCAACUUAGCCAUCUCUGGAUUGCACAAGUCAUCACUUGGUUGUGAAGCAUUUUCUGGAUGGCAAAUUCAAGCAGUGACGAUUCGUGCUGUGGGUACUGGUGGUCCUGACAUUACGCAAUUUGGAAGAAUUGCUGACUCGACUUUCCGUGCUGUGAACAAUUUGCUCGAGAAAUUUCACCAAUCAUUCUUCUUCUAUCUCCUUUUGUCACCCACCCAUUUUGUCUCGAUCGGCACAUACUUGCCCUCUUCAGUGCUCCUAGCAGUGUCCUUUGCAUUGAGUGCACUCUGCUGCCUCGCCAAUGGUGUUACAGGCUCUCAGUAUCUCAUAGGAAUGGGCUCCUUACUCAUGACUUUCACAACAAUCGAACUCGUUUGUUUGAUCCUCGCAUUUACACUUCCUUACUUGGUGGAGACCUCCUCAGACGCAUAUGGACAAUCGCAAUGGAUCAUCCUCGCAGCGAUCGUAUCAACUGCUUUCUUGUCGCUCAAGCUGAUCAGUAGACGAAUCGUUCCGCUCAGGCUUAGUAAAGUCGCUACCUAUUCGUUGCUUGCUUUCAGUCUUUACUUUAUUGCGAUGUUAAUCACCACUUUACUCAUAGUGCACUUCGCGUUGGCAUUCACGAUAGGCCUCUGCUCGUUACCAUUAACGUUUAUUCAGCCGCAAGUGACGGCGCAGAUAAGAGAUAAGUCGAGUGUGAUCAAAACACAAGUGAGGAUCAUUGCGUGCUUGGUGGCGUCUUCUCCGGUCACUGCCAUUGUUCUUCUCGGGUAUUUUUACAACGGGGAAAAAGGAGCAGGAGUCGUUGGGUUAACCCAAAGAUUGUUGACGCUGUGGAAAGAAUUACAGUGCUGGACGUGGUUUGUUGUGGCGCUUGGGUGGCUCCCCGCUUGGAUCUCCAUUGCAAUUGCAUAUACUUUUGGCACCUUCGAAGAUGAGAUUAAGUCCAAAGAAAUUUACAAAACUGAAUAG
Messenger RNA from Candidozyma duobushaemuli, 1809 nucleotides. RefSeq names its product GPI-anchor transamidase subunit. The transcript has a single exon. Gene Ontology annotation, biological process: attachment of GPI anchor to protein. Gene Ontology annotation, cellular component: membrane; GPI-anchor transamidase complex. NCBI's taxonomy places the organism in Eukaryota, Fungi, Ascomycota, Pichiomycetes, Serinales, Metschnikowiaceae. The record is from RefSeq and is a predicted model, not a curated record. The coding region runs from base 1 to 1809 and encodes 602 amino acids.